AUGGAUAAUUAUCCAAAAGUUUCUUUGGAAGGAAGGAAUGUUCCAAGUGUUGCCAGUCCCAGUGCAGCAGGAAGCAAAGAUGAAAAGAAAAUGUUUGAAGUAAAGAAGGAGACAUCAUUGAGUAAGAGCAUGGCUGCAGGUGUGCAAUCCACCCCACCCGCAGGCAGACAGAGGAGAACAUCUCUGGAGAAGCAGACCAUGCAGGAGAACCUGCAACAGCCUGUCCUGAUACGGUCUGACCGCACACGCUACGGGAGUGGGAACAGCGCAAAAGUCGCCAACACGACAGAUGAGACCAGAGGGAAUACUGAAGGAAGGCUUCAUGGGGCCACAAGUGCAGUCACUGGGAAGAACCAGGGGCCCAGUCCCCAAUCUGGAGAUAGCGACCUCGCAGCAGUGACCACGGCUGCACCAGGUCCAGUGCAAGGACCAAGCAGAGGGACGCCUGUAAGGAGCCAUUCUGUGAGUACACAACCCCCCAAUACUCAGCGUGCACCAGAACUAUGUCUGGCCGAGCGGAUCCCAGCUCUGGUCAAGAGACUGGAGACAUUAAAAAGGACAAAACUGCAGCUGCAGAAACAGAUAGAUUGUGUCUAUAAGCUAAAGGCAGCAAACCCCAACAAUCAGGUUGUCCACGACAAGAAGCUGAGCUCCCUCGCUGUGCAGCUCGCUGACACUGUGCAGGACAUGGAGGCUGUACUGGAGCAGAUGGGACCAGUCGCUGAAUCCUUCAGGAACCAGCAAAGACUUGAGGGACAUGGGGGAAGACCUGCGCCAGAACCAUCUCCAUCUAAACCCAAGUCUCCAACCUGUCCAGAUGACACCCAGCAGGCCUGUGCAAGACCAGUCCUCAGACCAGCCAGCUGCCCUUCUGAGAAAGGGAAUUUGUACAGAGAAGACUUCCCUGAUGAGGACUUGCUGGAAGUGGCAGAUGACCUAGAGGAGGAGACGCUGUUGUCAGGGUCAGCAGUGACACCGCCCGAGCCUCAGCACAACAUGGGUGACAAUAUGGGAGACAUAGUGCCUGACCAGUCCCAGCCAGGAGCCACUGAGGGGAACGGGGAGGUCACUGAGCAGGUUGUGGGCACGUCAUCUUCUGCCCCUGCAUCAAUAAAUCCGCAGAAGAAACGGAAGAAGGACAAAACCAGCCAACCUCAGCUCAUCACUAGUAUAAAUGCCACCAAGGGACCACGGUCUUCCAAAAUAUUCCUUGGGCUCCAGGCUCCUUGGAAUAUGUCCUACCCAUUUAGUGCCCAGCGGCUCGGCGCUGCCAUCCAGUUGGCUUUUGAGAGGAUAAGUAAGGAAUGGGAACACCAUUUCUUGAGUAACAGGACACUGGAGUUUGUGUACGCCGACUGCGGCUGUAACGCCAAGAUGUCUCUCAGUGCCUUCAUUCAACAAUCCGAAGAAUACAAUAUCUCUGCUCUCUUUGGUCCAGUUUGUCCAGAAGCUGCUGAGGUCACAGGCUUGCUGGUCUCAUCUUGGAAUAUUCCAAUGUUUGGCUUUGUAAGUCACACCCCGAAGCUUAGUAACAACCGAAUUUAUAACACCUACAUCAAAAUAAUUUCCCCUCUCCAGCGAAUAUCUGAUGCUCUGGAGAAAACCUUGAAAUAUUUUAAUUGGGAAUAUGUCGCCUUGUUUGGAGGAUCAGCCGCGGAGUCGACGUGGGACAAAAUAGAUGAACUGUACGUUACUGAAAAUCAGCUGGUUGUAAACUUCACCAUCACCGUGAAGAUGAAAUACGAAACAGCAAACCCAGACAGUCUGCGGGAGGCUCUCAGAUCAGUGGCUUCACUCGCUAGAGUCAUCAUACUCGUGGCAAACUUUGAGAACUCCAGGCUGAUCCUGCUGGAAGCGGAGGCAGGGCUGAUAAACGGACAGUACGUCUUCAUCAUGAUCCAGCAGUUUGAAGAAACUUUUUGGAAGGACACCUUGAUCAAUGAAAGAAAUCAGACUGCUGUCCGGGCUUACGAAUCUGUCCUCUUGAUAGCAGUGAACUCCUCCUACAGCUAUACGUCUUUCAUGAAGCAGGUGUACGACAAGCUGAAAGGUCCCCCAUUCUACAGUGAAAUUGAGUCUGAAGACCAGGUUAGCCCCUACGCCGCUUACCUCCAUGACUCUAUCUUACUCUAUGCCUUGGGCUUGCAGGAAGUUCUUAAGCAGGGGCGUAAUAUCACGGAUGGACAAGCCGUUGUGGAAAUCCUUAAAGGAUACAAUGAGACUGAGCUGUUUGGGGUGACCGGGCUGCUGAGCAUUGAUAAGAAUGGAGAGCGAUUCAUCAACUAUUUAGUCUAUGACCUGCAGCUGGUCGGUAACUUUUCUAGUUUUGUUCCUGUUCUGCAAUAUGACAGCUACAGGAAUGAGAUCAGGCCUACAAACGCCUUCUCGCAAAUCAGCUGGCCGGGGUCGAAUCGUCCUAAAGACCGACCGGACUGUGGGUUCAGUAAUGAGCUCUGUAAAAUAACCAUAACUAACAGUCCGGUUGUGGGGCUGAUCGCCACCCUCAUCGUCACCGCUGUGGCUGGGCUCAUUAUUGUGUUAUUCCUCCUUGUUCAGAAGGGGAAACUUAGGAGACAAUUUUCUGAUGAUUCCUGGUGGCAAAUUAAGUAUGAAGACAUCUCCAUUCUUAAAGGAAGCAAGAUGAUUCUUGGGACACCUUUGAGCACUCCAUCCAAGGGGCUGGAGAGUCUCGGGUCCAGCGCCAACAUUUCCAGCAAUCAGAGCUCCGGAUUCAUGGACAAGCAAGGCAAAGAGAUCAUUUACUGCAGCAUCGGUGUUUACCAGGGUAAUAUUGUUUCCCUUAAGUAUCUCGCCGACCAAACAGCCGUAUCUCACGCCAGGAAGCCGUCCGUAAUGAAGGAAUUCCGUAUGAUCCGCGAGCUGAAGCACGAGAACCUGAUCACUUUCUUUGGCAUCUGCAUUGAACCCCCCAAUAUUUGUAUAGUGACCCAAUACUGCAAGAAGGGGAGUCUGAAGGACGUCCUGCAGAAUAACGAUAUAGAGCUGGACUGGGUUUUCAAGCUUUCCUUCGCUCAUGACAUUGUCAGUGGGAUGGGAUUCCUACACUCCAGCCCUCUCAUCUCUCAUGGAAAUCUGAAGUCGACAAAUUGCCUGAUAGAUAGUCGCAUGCAGGUGAAACUCUCCGGCUUCGCUUUGUGGGAAUUCAAAUACGGCACAGUGUAUAGAGACCUGACCGCCAAGAAUAUCGACUAUUCCGAACUUUACUGGACGGCUCCGGAGUUCCUGCGACUGGAAAGAUUCCCCUUCCAGGGAACCCAGAAAGGAGAUGUGUACAGUUUUGCCAUCAUUAUGAGAGAGCUCAUAUACAACCACGAGGAUGGACCUUACCAGGACCUGAGCAUGGAGCCACAAGAAAUUUUCCGCAAAAUCAAAGAUCCAAAAGCGACCGUCCCAUUGAGACCUUCCCUGUCUGUGGAAAAAUGUAAUGAACGGAUCAUCGCUAUGCUGAAAAUGUGCUGGGAUGAAAACCCGGAACGGCGCCCGUCCUUCAUUUCCAUAAAGAGGAGCCUGCGAGGAGCCAGCCCUGAAGGACAUGUCAGCAUCCUGGACAACAUGGUCAACAAGCUGGAGAAGUAUGCCAAUCACUUGGAGGAGGUGGUGGAGGACAGGACGUUGCAGCUGAUGGCUGAGAAGAAGAAGACCGACAAGCUGCUAUCAACCAUGUUGCCGGGCUUCAUUGCAGAGCAGCUGGUGGCGGGGAAGUCGGUGGAGCCGGAGAGCUUCAGCUCGGUGACCAUCUUCUUCUCGGACAUUGUGGGCUUCACCACCCUCUGCUCGUCCAGCACGCCGCUCCAGGUCGUGGAUCUCCUCAAUGACCUGUACAGCCUGUUCGAUGAGAUUAUCAAAGCGUAUGACGUGUACAAGGUGGAAACCAUUGGAGAUGCUUACAUGGUCGCCAGUGGUCUCCCCAUCCGCAAUGGGAUUAGACACGUAGAGGAGAUCGCCACCAUGUCUCUGCACUUCCUCAGCGCCAUGCUGACCUUCAAAAUCCGACACAAGCCGGAUGUAAAGCUCAAGCUGCGGGUCGGCCUGAACACAGGUCCGGUGGUGGCCGGGGUGGUGGGUGUCACCAUGCCGAGGUACUGUCUGUUUGGGGAUACGGUUAACACUGCAUCGCGGAUGGAAAGCAACAGUUUACCUCUCCGGAUUCACAUCUCAGAGACAACAGCCGACGCUCUGGAGCAAAUCGGGGGAUAUGUGAUAUCAGAAAGAGGAUAUAUCCAAGUGAAGGGCAAAGGGAAGCAGAGGACUUCCUGGCUAAAGGGUAAAGCUGGCUUCGGAAUGCCGCUACCAGACUUCCCAGAUGGUACAGAAGAUGAACUGCAUGGGUCGCAUGAGGCAGAAGAGAUAAGUGUGAACUGA
Messenger RNA from Bufo bufo (common toad), 4383 nucleotides. RefSeq names its product guanylate cyclase 2G-like. Gene Ontology annotation, cellular component: membrane. The record is from RefSeq and is a predicted model, not a curated record. Gene Ontology annotation, biological process: intracellular signal transduction; cGMP biosynthetic process; protein phosphorylation. Lineage: Eukaryota; Metazoa; Chordata; Amphibia; Anura; Bufonidae. Gene Ontology annotation, molecular function: peptide receptor activity; ATP binding; protein kinase activity.